UCUGAUCCUCUAGAAGACGUCUUCAACCUCGAAGGCCGCUUCUACGCCCAAGGCUACAACCAAGGCGUCGAAGAUGGCGCCCGCGCAGGCCGCAUAGAGGGCCGCUCAUUUGGCAUGGAAAAGGGCUUUGAGAAGUUCCUCGAGAGCGGCCGCCUUGCCGGCAAGUCUCUGGUCUGGGCAAACCGACUCAGGCUCCCUACAAGCAACAACAGCAACAACAACACAGCUCGGCAGACCACUGCCUCUGCCUCGGAAAGGGGCGCAGAAGAGGCAUGUACGCUGCCGCCGCUGCCAAACAAUCCACGGCUGGUGAAGAAUGUCAAGCUGGCGUACGCUUUAGUCGAGCCAGAUACACUUUCUACGGAAAACAGCGAUGAGGCUGUGCAGGAUUUCGAUGACCGGGUCAAAAGAGCGCAGGGCAAGGUCAAGAUUAUCGAGAGGAUG
This is a messenger RNA of Trichoderma citrinoviride, 444 nucleotides long. RefSeq lists its product as hypothetical. The record is from RefSeq and is a predicted model, not a curated record. The transcript has a single exon. NCBI's taxonomy places the organism in Eukaryota, Fungi, Ascomycota, Sordariomycetes, Hypocreales, Hypocreaceae. The annotation marks the transcript as partial.